Epinephelus lanceolatus (giant grouper) is the source of this 971-nucleotide messenger RNA. RefSeq names its product FKBP prolyl isomerase 14 (gene fkbp14). Gene Ontology annotation, molecular function: calcium ion binding; peptidyl-prolyl cis-trans isomerase activity. NCBI's taxonomy places the organism in Eukaryota, Metazoa, Chordata, Actinopteri, Perciformes, Serranidae. The record is from RefSeq and is a predicted model, not a curated record.
UUAAUGCAGAAGUUGGCUGCCACGUAGUUGGCAUUCCUGCCAUGUAUUUAUUUUAAGUACUGCAUGUUUUAGGUACAGCUUUUUGUAAAUUUUGCGAAUGAGGGAGCUAUUAUCUAUCAAAAUGAUUAUUUUUUCUAUUUGUUCGAUACUGCCCUCAUUGUUAGUGUUUGUCACCGGGGGGAAACUGCCUGAGCCAGAAGUUAAAAUCGAAGUCAUACAUAAACCUUUCAUGUGUCACCGUAAGUCAAAGUAUGGAGACAUGCUUCUUGUUCAUCACGAGGGAUUCUUGGAGAGUAAUGGCACCUUGUUUUAUUCCAGCCGCAAAUAUGGGGAUAAAAACCCAGUAUGGUUCACUCUUGGGAGUCGAGAGGUGCUCAAGGGUUGGGAUAAAGGCCUGCAAAACAUGUGCACGGGAGAGCGCAGGAAGCUGACAGUCCCUCCAUCCCUGGCCUAUGGCAAGGAAGGAAAAGGCAAGAUCCCUCCAAUGAGCACCCUCAUUUUUGACAUUGAGCUAAUGGAGAUCAGAAAUGGUCCAAGGUCACACGAGUCUUUCCGGGAGAUGGAUCUGAAUGAUGACUGGAAGCUCUGCAGAGAGGAGGUGAAAGCGUACCUGAAGAAAGAAUUUGAGAAACACGGAUACUCACCUAAUGACACAGAUCAUGACGUGAUGGUCGAUGACAUCUUCAAAAAUGAGGAUGAAGAUAAAGAUGGUUUUAUAUCUGCGAGGGAAUUCACCUACCAACACGAUGAGCUUUAAAGGACUGAUUUUAUUUACUUUUUUUACUUUUGUGUUUCAUGAAUCUUGUUUUUUUCUUACACUGCAGUUGAACAGUAUUUUGGCUGAACAAUUUAUGGAAAAGAAGAUCCAUAAUUAAUUUAUAUUUCCAUCCUGCACUGAUAAUGCCACCACAGAUGAGUUUAGGUUACAGUAUUGAAAUUGUUUGAAUACAUUUAAAAAAUAAAUGUUUUUG